ACUUUAGGAUGGCCCGUACUAUGGAACCACUGGCAAAGAAGAUCUUUCAAGGAGUUUUAGUAGCUGAACUUAUGGGUAUUUUUGGAGCUUAUUUUUUGUUGAAUAAAAUGAACACAAGCCAAGUUUUUAGACAAACAAUGAACAAGAAAUUUCCCUUCAUCUUGGAAGUUUAUUACAAAUCCAUCGAACAAUCUGGAAUGUAUGGAAUCAGAGAGCAAGAUCAAGAAAAAUGGUUAAACAGCAAAAAUUAGGACCAGUCAUCACGUUCAGCCUCCCAUUUAAGCUGUUUGAGACCUUUGGAAGAAAGAGAAGAAAGAUGAGCCCAAGACACUGGACACU
Messenger RNA from Trichechus manatus latirostris (Florida manatee), 339 nucleotides. Its product is annotated as protein CEBPZOS-like. The transcript has a single exon. The record is from RefSeq and is a predicted model, not a curated record. Bases 9 to 251 code for a protein of 80 amino acids. Lineage: Eukaryota; Metazoa; Chordata; Mammalia; Sirenia; Trichechidae.